AUGUGGUGAGUGUGAUGAAGGGACAGAUCGGUCGAUUGGCUCGCUCUUGGUCGGUGCCCGCAACGGCCAGCUCCUGUCUGACCUUUGUCCCCUUUACGCAGCAAGCACAUUCUCAAUGCGCAAGUCUCGGUCAGAGCACCAUGCUGCCAACAGUGGUUCGAUUGUCCGGCCUGUCAUGCCGAAUCGGAAUCGCACGCUCUGAGAAAGACGUUGGAGAUGCAGCUGAUUUGCAAAAAGUGCAAGAGGGCUUUCAGGGUCGAUUUGACUCGAGCGGAGGAAGGGGACGAGUAUUGUCCGCAUUGCGACAACCACUUUGUGAGUGUGUGCGAACGAGGGGCGCGAUGGCCAGCGCGACGGCAAAGCGCGCCCCGAGCUUCAUUCGUGGCUCGUUGAGGGCAGGCUUGUCUGGACAUCGCAGGAGGCGUUCGCAGCACUUGGGGCCACAACGAGAUCGGGGGCAGUGAAGAAGAUGAAUGACCGCACGCCUCUAGCUCAUAUGACUUGCAUACUCACGCUCACAAUGCCGAUCCAACCGCUUUCGCGCCCUCGAUCGCAUCUUCAACAGGUCGUCAACGCCAAGACGACGAGCAAGACAGAAGAAGAGGAGGCAGAAGACUUGCAGAGGAGGUGAGUUAGGUAGGCCAGGAAAAGUGCCAUGACUAGAUGGUGCAAUCGAUGAUGCACAGUGACGGAUCGCAGUAGCAGCGUUUCGCAGCAGCUUGAUACGACACAUCAUGUGGCAAGGCUCGCAACUGACAACCUUACCUGAUGUCCAUUCUGCCCCCAGCAUCCAACCAGACAAGCACGAAGAGUUUGACGCUAGAACAUCGUUCAUGUCUCGAUAUGACCCUGCCAGGCAAGACGAUUCGGACAGGAUAGACGCUGGAGGUGUUCAAGCCGCGCUAGAAAGUCGGAGCAGGGACGCAGUCUCUGCCAAUAGAGAUGCGAUCAGAGCGAGGGAGAUCGGAGAUGUGUUGGAUAGGAGGAGGCAGGAAGUCGAGCUGGCCGACGACGAUUUGGAUUGGAGCUAA
Ceraceosorus bombacis is the source of this 1031-nucleotide messenger RNA. The record is from the annotation of a GenBank genome assembly. NCBI's taxonomy places the organism in Eukaryota, Fungi, Basidiomycota, Exobasidiomycetes, Ceraceosorales, Ceraceosoraceae.